This is a messenger RNA of Rhizoctonia solani, 3261 nucleotides long. Its product is annotated as Retrotransposable element Tf2 protein. Gene Ontology annotation, molecular function: nucleic acid binding. The transcript has a single exon. The coding region runs from base 1 to 3261 and encodes 1086 amino acids. NCBI's taxonomy places the organism in Eukaryota, Fungi, Basidiomycota, Agaricomycetes, Cantharellales, Ceratobasidiaceae. The record is from RefSeq and is a predicted model, not a curated record. Gene Ontology annotation, biological process: DNA integration.
AUGCACCCCCGUACCGCGGAAUCACUCCGCCUCCCACUUAUCGAUCUCCCUACGCCCCGUACCGUUACUAUGCUCAAUGGGUCGAGCCCCCAGGCAGGCAAAAUCUGGAAGAAGGCCAAUCUAACCUUCUCCUUUGAUGGCAAGAAAAUGACCGAGACCUUCCUCAUCUGCAAUACAGGGUCUCACGCCGCCAUCUUGGGAUUAAAGUGGCUAGACGCCCACAACCCAGAAAUUGAUUGGAACCAACGCACCCUUUCCUUCCCCCAUGCUCCACCGGAACACGUGGCCAUUGCCGAAGAGGAGGAAGCCAACAAGAAUCCCCUUGAAGGAGUACCCCCUGAAUACCACCAGUACGCCAAGGUAUUUGGGGAAGAAGAAUUCAACAAGCUUCCCCCGCACAGGCAUUACGACAUUGCCAUCGAACUCACAGAGGAAGGCCCACUCAAUUCCCCGUUGUACAGCAUGACCGAUGCCGAGUCCACCACGCUCAAGGACUGGCUUAGGGACGAACUCAAGGCUGGAAAGAUCCGCCCCAGUAAAUCGUCAAUUAGUUCCCCAGUCAUGUUUGUUCCUAAAAAGGAUGGUUCCCGUCGCCUUGUAGUCGACUACCGUCGCCUCAAUAACCGGACUAAGAAAAAUGUGUAUCCAUUACCCCGUCCUGAUGACCUCAUGGCCCAGCUCCGCGGCGCCAAGGUAUUUACCAAACUGGACUUACGAUGGGGUUAUAACAAUGUCCGGGUCAAGGAAGGUGACGAGUGGAAGACGGCUUUCCGCACCAAGUAUGGCCUAUACGAAUCCCUGGUAAUGACUUUUGGUUUAACGAACGCCCCCGCUGCUUUCCAACACUUCAUGAACGAAUUGUUCAAAGACCUAUUGGAUGUAUGCGUCAUCAUAUACCUAGAUGAUAUCCUGAUCUACUCCAAGGAUGACGCAUCCCAUACUCAGCACGUCCAUGAAGUUUUGCGGCGCCUAUUAGAAAACCAACUGUUCUGUAAAGCCUCAAAGUGUACUUUCCACGUAACCUCCGUGGAAUACCUGGGAAUCAUUGUGUCGGAUAAGGGUUUCAGUCUGGACAAGCUCAAAAUCCAGGCAGUACAGGAAUGGCCUACCCCUACCAAGGUUAAAGAGGUCCAAUCCUUCCUUGGGUUCGCUAAUUUCCUCCGCCGAUUCGUUGCAAACUUCAGCCACGUAGCACGACCCUUGCAUAACCUGGUUAAGAAAGACACACCGUGGAGAUGGGAAGAAAAGGAACAAGCCGCCUUCCAAGGGCUGAAAGAUGCCAUUACCAACGCCCCGGUACUUUGCCACGCAGACCCCACCAAACCUUACUUCCUGGAAACAGACGCAUCCGGCGCAGCCUUAGGAUCCAUACUUAGUCAACGUCAAGAAGAUGGCCGGUUGCACCCACUGGGUUUCCUAUCAGAAUCAUUCAAAGGUGCCGAACAAAACUAUGACACCCAUGAUAAGGAACUCUUGGCAAUCAUCAGAUCAUUUGAAUACUGGCGUAUCUUCCUAGAAGGAACCCUGCAACCCAUCACCGUCUUCACUGAUCACCGGAACUUGGAAUAUUGGAAGGAGUCCCGCACUUUCAAUCGCCGCCAUGCCCGUUGGCACCUCUUACUGGCUGGUUACAAUUUCCAGAUAGUUUAUCGCCCAGGGAAGCAGUCAGGAAAACCGGAUGCCCUCUCACGCCGCUUGGAUCAUGCCGAUAUUCCCCCUGCCAACCAAACAAUGCUCCCAGAUCCCAUAUUCGCCAAUGUCGCCUUAGUAACGCCCAAGAAAGAACUGCAACGCCAGAUUGAGGCGUCCCUAGACCAGGACGAAUCCUUGGAAGAAAUCUUGCAGUUCCUUCAAAAUGAAUCCAAAGCACCGCCCUCCAUUAAACGCGCAUUCAAGGACUAUGAAAUGGAGGCAGGACUGUUAUUCUACCAGGGACGAAUUGUAGUACCCAAUGUAGGGACCCUAAGAACGGACUUACUUUGGAUCUUCCACAAUAGCCCGUUGGCCGGACACCCAGGAAGGCAGCGAACCCUAGAAUUGGUAUCCAGGAAUUACUAUUGGCCUGGUAUCCGUGCUGACACGUACUGGCACGUCAAUUCAUGCAAAACCUGCCAACGGAUCCGAAAACCGAAAUACGCGUCCAUUCCACCUCAACCCCUAGAACUUCCAUCACGACCCUGGCAACACGUGUCAUACAAUAUGAUAGUAGACCUACCCAAGGACGGGAACAACGACUCAAUACUAGUCAUUGUGGAUAGCUUCACUAAGUAUGUCAUCUUGGUGGAAUGUUCCAAAAAGCUCAAAGCCCCGGAACUAGCGGAUCUCUUUUUGCGCCACGUAUGGAAACGUUACGGCAUGCCUGAGAAAACGGUGUCAGACCGAGGACAAGUAUUCAAUAACAAGUUCCUGAAGGCCCUGUACCAACGACUAGGGAUAGACCCCCACUUCUCCUCGGCCUAUCACCCUCAAAGCGACGGACAGACAGAGCGCGUAAACCCCACGGUCGAGCACUUCUUAAGGGCCUACUCAGGGAUGAACCAAAGGGAUUGGGUCAAAUGGUUACCAAUGGCGGAGUUUGCCUACAACAACGCGGUACACAGUUCAACAGGCAAAUCUCCAUUUAAGGCCCUAUACGGAUGGGAACCCUCAUUAACCCCAAGUAACGUCCCAACAGACGUCCCUGAGGCAGACGACUUGGCAAUGCAAAUGGAGGCACAAUGGCGGGAAAUCAAGGCUGCACUCCGGCAAUCCAAGACACGCAUGGUAGCCGGAGAAACAGGAGAACCACUUGAGUUUGAAAUCGGAGAAGAGGCCUGGCUAGAUGCCAAAAAUGUAAAGCUGAAGACCCUGAGUCCCAAGCUAACCAAACAAUGCCUGGGCCCCUUCAAAGUAACUGAGAAAAUCUCCAAUCGAGCAUACCGCCUAGAGCUCCCGCCCACAAUGAGGAUCCACAAUGUAUUCUACGUAGGGCUUUUGUCAAAGGUGAAGAGGGAUGAAAAGCGCAACUUUGAGAACCGGCCCCCACCUGUCACAGUGGAUGGAGAGGAGGAAUACGAGGUCAAAGGCAUCACGGACAUGGAAGAAAGGAACGGAAAAUGGUUUUUUAGGGUUAAAUGGAAAGGCUACGGAUCAGAGGAGAAUACCUGGGAACCAAGGGAAAACCUCAAGAACGCCGAAAAAAUCCUGAAAAAAUUCGAAAAAGAAAUGAAGGAAAAGGCCCUUGGCGCUGCCAAGGCCCUUAGAGGGGGGGCAGUGUCGUAG